Molecule: messenger RNA, 6247 nt
Organism: Conger conger (European conger)
Lineage: Eukaryota; Metazoa; Chordata; Actinopteri; Anguilliformes; Congridae
Gene: zbtb33
Product: zinc finger and BTB domain containing 33
Exons: 3
Coding region: 2086-4200 (704 amino acids)
Biological process (GO): regulation of transcription by RNA polymerase II
Molecular function (GO): RNA polymerase II cis-regulatory region sequence-specific DNA binding; protein binding; DNA-binding transcription factor activity, RNA polymerase II-specific
Source: RefSeq, a predicted model, not a curated record
UUCUGUUGUGUACAAGAACGUGGUCCUCUGCUGAAUGUCGUCUCCUAUUCAACACAAGACCUGCACUCUGCGUUCCGUUUGAUAAAUACGAGUUGUCUAUCCGUUGCGAUUAGUUAUAAAAGCAAAAUGUUAUUGAAUAUACAUUUGUAUAAAUAAUUAACAAUUUUAGAUAAACAUUACCAGUCUGCAUCUGCAGUGAGUUCACCAUCGCAAACCGAUUCCCAAAGAAAGACUUGUUGCUGAGUAUCUCAUCACUGAAACCUGUAAGUUAUGCGGUAUCUAACAUUAAGAAACGAAUAGGCAGUUUAUAGCUUAUAGCUCUCAUUAUGUUAAGAUAAUGAGAAAUAACAAACAGCCUAUAACUUUAGUUCUUAGCUCAAGCACCAGUGUCGAAAAUGUAGGGCGCCCCCUCUGGGUCAUGUGCGAGUAAGUGACAGAAGUGUAAUUUGCCAGAAAGAAGCUGUGCUUUUAUGUCUGUUUCAUUGGAAGACCGGGGUAUAGGCUCUGUUUUGCAGGUAAACAAUACUCGAUCUCAUACGUAAUGGUGCUAUUACUUCCUGUCGCUAAUUUCUUUAUUAUAUUAUGUUUCAUUUAGCUGUCAGAAAAUAGCAGGUUGCAGUUUCCGGAACAUACGGCCCGUACCGGUGUGAACCAGGAAGGAAAGUCAAUUGAAACCUUGUUAACAUUUGUUCAGGUUCCUUUAAUAUUUGCUCCUGUUUUCCAUGCUUGAGCAUUUUCGUGUAGGCUGCGUUGAUGGAUAUGAAAUGUAAAGCCCAGUGCUCUUAAAGAGAAAAGCCAGGAACGUUAACAUAAAAACGCCACGCCAUUGCUAGCUGGCUAGCUCGGUAGCAAAACAACGUCAUCUUAUUCAGAUCAAGGAAAACAUGUUUUGUAGUUAGCUAAGUUACCUAGUUUGCCAAAUAAAUGUAAUUAUAUAAUUUGACUAACUGAUAGUGUAUUUUUGUUUGCGAGCUACGGUGGUUCUUCCCACGCCAUAACGUCACUAUCAAUCAUUGUUUACUAUUUAGCUAACGUUACCCUUGCUUAUUGUAGCAUCCAUGCAGCUACCCGGCUAACGUUAGUUCUACCUAACUACAUAAUACUUGACAAGCGUUUUUUUGUUGCUGUCUGCGAAUCCAAUUUCGGCAGCUGUUCUGAUUGAGCAAAAUAUGCUCAUUGGCUAACUAAUUGGGCAAGUGACCCAAUUAAGCCCACGUACCAUAUAACGUAAACUCACUGUCCGAAUAGUGUAACUUUCAAGAAUAACCAAAAAAAUACUUCCAAAUCAACUUUGGUUUGUGUGUGUGUGUGUGAAGUUUAACGUUAAUUCCUUCCGUUUUCAUAAAAACUUGGUACGAGUCACAAACGCUAUCCAUUUCAGCAGACAGUGACAUGAUAAUAGUGAUAUUGUGGUGGGGAAGCGUUGCUAACAAGGGGCGGUGUUCAGACCAUCGUGAGCUAACACGGUCUUCCGAACACAGGGACGUUGUGGAGUUAUUUGUCGUUUUCUCUAUAAUUAUUGGUUCAAUUAAGAUCAAUCAGAGUGUUGGAGUGUCUGAGAUAGUCAAUAAGCAACUGUAAUUAUAAACCACAUUCCUCAGAAAAAAAAUACCAUUGAACGGACGUUCACAUCUGGUGGAAGCGGCGGCUUCCCCGUGUUCAGUUCGGAACAAGGUGAGUUUAAGUAUAACAACAGUUCAUAACUGUAUAAUAACAGUUCAGUUAUAUAAGCCACUUGCACUUUUUAAAAAAAUACUCAAAAACAGGAAGUAUUAGACAGAUAAUAUGUUUCAUAACCAAUUAACAAAGUUGUUACUGUGUUGUUACUUUUUACAUGGAGCCAAUGGAAUGUUUCCUUCUUGUGUUAAGCAUGACUUUAUGCAGUCAUUUUAUAGAAACCAUUUUGUAAGUCCCCUCAAAAAUUAUUUGCUGCUGGAGGCCUUCAACAGACCAAUUCUUCAAUUUGAUGACCAACAUUGGUGCUGUCUCAGUGGGGCUGGGUUUUUGCAAAAGAAGAUCUGAUGGAUGUCCAAGAAUACCUGAAAGAAAAAACAUUGAUACUCCAUUUGUCAAUGGAAAGCCAGGAUGAAAGUGGUACACCCGAUUCAUGAGAGAUCAUCCAGAGCUGAGCAGCUUGAGCUAUCAUCUCGGAUCAUCAUUAGUGUAGAGACCAUUCCUGGAUCCGACGUGCUGAAUGUCAAGAGCAUUGACCUUGCCAAUCUUCGAAAUGUGUCGUUAAGCAUGUUGAACUUUAAAGGUAUGUCAAGCAUAAAGCUGAUCUCUGCAGCUGACACACAGUAUGCAGGGUCGCUGCUGAAGACUUUCAGUGAUCAGAGGAAUAAUGGACUGUUCUGCGAUGUCACAAUAAUUGUACAGAGCCAGACAUUUAAAGCCCAUAGGAACAUCUUGUCAGCAUCCAGUACUUAUUUCCACCAACUCUUUUCAGUGGCUGGACAGAUCAUAGAACUGAAUUUUAUCAAAGCAGAAAUCUUUGAGGUGAUCCUGAACUAUAUCUAUAGUGCCAAGAUUAUUCGGGUUCGCUCUGACAUGCUGGAGGAGCUUAUUAAGUCUGGCAAGAUCUUGGGUGUUAAGUUCAUUGCCAGCCUUGGCCGCCCGCUUUCCCAUGUCAAGGGUUUACCUAACCUGUCCGAAGAUCAAGCUGAAGGGAAAAGUUCACAGAACAGUACUGCAAAUGCUCCAGAAAAGAGUGACCUCAUCUCUCAAGAGUUGGGGUCUGGUGCCAUGCCCAUCAUCACUGAGGCAUUUUCUCUGUCUGCAGAGGAGUUCAAAGGUGACUGCUAUAAGGAUGGGGGCUCAGACAAUGACGUUCUCUUUGUUUCAAAGCAGGAACCCAAGAAAGCAAGGCAGUUGAACAGCACCAAAGCAGUCUGUAAGCCCUCUGCAGUUAUCAAUGUAGAUGAAUCAUCUGCGGAAGACACAAGUUCUGGGGAAGAGGAAGCAGUCAUUCCUGAAACAAGCUCUGCUGCAGUAAAAGAGGUGAGCAGCAUGGAGAAAAAAGACCAGAAGCCCAUGACUGAAAAAGUUGAAGAAGGAAAAUCUUCCAAGCUCAACAGCUCUUCUCAAGCCCAGCCUGACUCUACCUCCUCAUCCUCUCAUAUGGAGCAGGAGUGCCCUGACACCAGCACCAGCAUGCCUCAUUCACCUGCAGGCUCCUCUUCAGGGGACAGCCUCUGCAGCCAACCUCUUCCACCACAGACCGAUGGCUCUCCCAAGGAGCCUUGUAACAUCUCUCUGUCCAAAGAUAAUCAUGAAGUGAUAGGGGUCCAGAAGAAACAAAUAACCACUGUUUUGGAAACAUCAGCUGACAGACCUGGGGAAUUCAAAAUCAAGCUUUGUGAUAUAGGGCCUGCACACAGUCCAGAAUCCAUUAUGUUCGAGAAAGAUUCAGAAAUGGAUUUGGUCUCAUCUGGUAGCAGGGACAGUGAUGACUCUGGGGACGAUACCUAUGAUAUUGUUCCUAUGAAAAACAGCCCAAGGGUAGGGGAUUCUAAAACCAAGAGGGAGAGGAAGUCACUGUCCGCUCCUAACAGUCCAGGCUCACCUCCAUCUGGGGUAGGGGGCAAAAAGAAAGCAAAAGUAGGGAUGGAUGACCACUAUGAACUGAUCAUGGACGGGAAAACCUUUUACGUGUGCAUCGUGUGCAAGCGCCCGUAUGUGUGUCUAACAAGUCUGAGGCGUCAUUUCAAUGUGCACUCCUGGGAGAAGAAGUACCCCUGCCAUUACUGUGAUAAGGUAUUUCCCUUGGCAGAGUACAGAACAAAGCAUGAAAUCCAGCACACAGGUGAACGGAGGUACCAGUGCUUGCUGUGCGGUGAUUUUUUCAUGAAUUACCAGGUGUUGUCCUCUCACUGCAAGCAGGUACACAACCAGGACCCCUCGGGGAGAAAAGAGAAGGAAUACACAGACAACAACCUAUAUCGCCUGCUCCCCUGUAAGACCCUGGAGAUAAAAUCCUAUUCCUGUGUGCCUGAGGGCAAAAUUCCCAUGAUUAAUGAGGAAGGGAUUGUCUACCACGUGGACCCUAGAGAGGGACUCACUGCUGGCUCGGAGUCUCCUUCCACAAUCCACGGUAGGAUGAUGAACUGGGACGAUAUCUUUGUAGAGUCCGGGUCCCAGACUCGUGUGAACCCUGCCGAAGAUACACCUGAGUUUGAAUUUGUUAUACCAGAGACUUACUGAGUCAAAGCCUGAGUUUGUUGGGAAUUGUGCCUUUUAUGCCAGGGAUCUUUCUUUUUUUUUGGGUGGGGGGGAUCUAGGGCCGAUGUCUGUACGAUGUCUGUUUUUGUCCUGAUGGCUGUUUUUUGUGAAUUAGCUGUAUAUUUUGGAAGCUCCUCAUACUCAAGCACUAUUGUGGUGGCACUUGUUGUUAAGCUUUCUUAAGCUUUUAAUCUUUAUUUUUAUGUCAUAUGCUGCUUGUCCUAUGUAGGUACUUAACCCUUGCAAACAUUGCCAUUAUGAUACUGAUUUUUUUAGCCAUAAAUGUUUAAUAUUACUCCUGGAUUUCAGUGUGAAUGAUUAAUCAGCAUUCUGUUUUUAGUUUGUGUAUCUUGAACUGGUUCCAUUAUUUUGUUUUGUUACCCAAAAUUUUGUUUUCAUUGUUUUUUUCAUGUUUUUUUAUGAUCUGUGAUUUAUAAUGAUGAAUUGGCUUAAAGAUGGAGUUAUCAGGGAAUCAUACAGAAUGCACCCUUCUGUUGCAGAAGUAGAAGCAGGAAACAAAAAUAAUCUGUGGUGAAGCUAACAAAUUGUAGUAAGGCAAAUCAACUAGACCUCUGAAGCAUUUGGCCUCAUUUUAUUUCAUGAUUCAUAUUGUCAUAAAUAAAUAUCUCAUAAAUUCAAAUCUGGAAAAACACAUGUUUUGCAAAAUAUGAUUUCUGCUUUUAUUGUUUGAGUUUUCAAUUGGCUGGCUGUUCCUGAUGCCAUGUAUUAAUAGUGAGGAUGGAGAAGAAGCUACUGUAUGAAAAAUCUGGAGCUGCAGAACUUAUUGCUAAUUGUCAUCCCACCUAAAUGCCCACUCCCAAGGAGAGUGUUGCAUUCAGGAUAAAUGGUUUCAAUACAUCAUAACAAACUAUUUUAAAUGAAUACUAUACUGACAAAAAUGUCUGAAAACAGCAUUUGUGCAAACACCUCCAAUUCAUAUUUUUGUAAGCAGAAACUACAUUUCCAUUGACAGUUAAGUUAGUCAAUAACCCAAAAGGUUGUAAGAAGGCAUACUUAAAAACCAUUAGUGCUAAAAAAUAAAAAUAAACAAUACAGCAGUGUGCAUGUACAGUGUUGUGAAAAAGUAUUUGCCCCCUUCCUGAUUUCCUUUUCUUGUAUAUUUUACACACUGAAUGGUUACAGAUCUCUAGACAAAAUGCAAUAUUCGACAAAAAUAAUCUGAGUAAACACAAAUUGCUUUAAUUUAUUAUUUCAUUUAAUGAUAAAAGUUAUCAAACAUCUUUGUAACCCAUGUGAAAAAGAAAUUGCCCCCUUAGUUACUCAAUUGUAUUUGAUAAAUAGAUUCAGCUGAUUGAACACAGCUAGACUUGAUUGCAGUAGACCUUGCUCAUCUAGUCUUACCACCAGAGUGAAGUAGUCCUACAAAAAUUCCUACAAGCACACUUGACACGAUUUAAGUAAAUUCCAGAAGAGGCAAGAAAAUCAUAGUUGAAAUAUAUUGGUCUGGAAAGGGUUACAAAGCCAUAUCUAAGGUUCUGGGACACAGGGAAGACACAAAUGAAAAGGUGAAUCUUCCCACAAGUGGCCGGCCUGCCAAAACUUCUCCAAGGGUGCAGCAACAACUCACCCAGCAAGUCACAAAAUAUCCCAGAAGAACAUCCAAAGAGCUGCAGGUCUCUCUAGCUAAGGUCAGUGUUCAUGACUCAAUAAGAUGACAAUAAGAAAGAAACUAGGCAAAAUGGGAUUAAUGCGAGAGUAGCAAGGCGAAAACUACUGCUAACCUGGUGAAUCAUCUCACAUUUGCAAAAAAAGGACCUGGAUGAAGCUUUUUCAGAUAAAGUUCUAUGGAUAGAUGAGUCAAAAGCAUGAUGACAUUGGUCCUAUUAUGUCUGGUGUAAAGAAAAUAUAGCAGUAUGAACCAACAGUCAAACGUGGUGAUACUAUGAUGGUAGCGGGAUGCUUUGCUGCCUCAGGACCUUUUUCUCAUGAGUGAUAUAGGUGUUUGAAAAUGGUUUUCAUUAAAUAAAUGAAAUGAUUAAAAAAAAAGUGUUUUGUGUUUAUUUGGGUU